CAAUAUUCAUAAUAAGUUUAAUGCUUUUGAAGUGUUUGAAUUCAACUUAUGAAUGUGAAUUAAAAUAUAUAUGAAAUCAAAUAAUCACUUUUUACAAAAUUAUUCCAUAUUUGAUUUAUAGUAGUACGACUAAAAAUUUAUUUUCAAUAUAUAUUUGUAAAAUAUGGAUAAUGCAAUAGGCACACAAAAUCAAAUCAUCGAAGAAAAAAGUGCUGUAGAAGAUCACACUCUCAAUGAAAAACUUUACGAAAAUUCAAAUCUGUAAUUAUUAUAUUAGUAUUAAUUUAGAUAUUUUUAGAGUCUUAUUUAAAACUUUAGUAAUUUGAAUUUAUUCUGAUUUUGUAACAUAAAACUUGAAUAAGUUUAUAAGCCUUAGAUCAAAAAAAGACAUGUAAACCUUAAAUAUAUCAUCAAAUGUACCCAAAAGCCAGAGUUCAACCAAAAAUAUGUAGUUAAUCGAUAAUACAUUGUUAAUUGUUCAGUUAUUGAAUUGAGAAAAUUGAGUUUAAUAAUUAUUCUAAAUAUUAUUAUUGUAUAUAACAAUGUUCAUUAUAAAUAGAAUUUAUAUUUUAAAUGUAUAGAUACUAUUUAAUAUUUAUAUAUUUUGUUAUAUUUUCAGUUCAGAGUCUCACAUUACAUUAAAAAAAAAAUCAAAACAUCGAUCAUUGAGAAAAAGAAUAGUUGACGAUGAUGAACCUGAUGAUAUAGAUAAUAGGUAAUCAUUAUAAUUAAAUAUAAAAUAUGACAAACAAUAUGGAGAAAAAUUGGAAAUACAUAAAUAAGUUAUAAUGGAUUCUAAUUUGCAGAAAUAUACUCUUAGAGAUGAAAACUAUACAAAAACUUCGAGAUAGACCCAAUGGAGUUAAUAUUGUUAGCCUUGCAUUAGGUGAAAAACUUUCUCAUGAAGAAGAAAAAUUAAUGGUAAGCAAAUUAUAUUAUUUUUUUUACUAUUAUGUGACUGGCUCAUAGUAAUCUCAUAAUUAUUUUUAAAUUUAUGAUACAUUUUCAUUUGAUGCUCAUUUAAUAACUUAUAUCGUUGGUGUGUGCGAAAAUGCAAUCGUGUAAUGUUAUUACUUUAUUAUUUAUGUAAUUUAUAACGAUGGCCCCUUCAGAUGUGCGGUUCAAACAGCAAUUGAAUCACUAGUUUUUAAGUGAUUCCAUAUCCACCCAACAACCUAAAUUUUACAGGCCCCAUGCAAUUUUUUUUAUUUUUCAAGCUUAAUGAACAUUGCAAGGGUAAACAAUUCAAUUCUGACGAGAAAGUUAAAGUUAAACUGAUGAUUCAAUGCUCAAACUAUAGAAUUUUAUUUGAACAGCAUUUCUAAAUUAGUAAAUCGUUUGCAAAAUUGUAUUGCCUUAGAUGGUAGUUAUGUUGAAAAAUAAUAGUAUGUAAAUAAAAUGAUUCAUUUAUUAUACAUGUAUUGUAUUUUCAUUGUUCUAUGUUUAAUAGUUUUAAAGUUACACAUUAGAGGCAUCACUUAUUAACCCGCCCUCGUAUGAUACCUAAUAAUUAAUUAAAUUUUAUUUAGUUACAUUUUCUAUCUACUGUCUUACUGUGAGAGCCAUAUUCUAUACUAUUAUGCACACAACAAUAUCACAUAUUAUUCUUUGAAUUCAGAUAGAGUUCAACAUAAUUUUUUUUUCUAGAAUGUUUAUCAUUAUUGUGUUCAAUUAUAAAUUUAAAUCACAUUGGGUUCUAUCAUUAAAUUGCCUCCCUUCUCAUAUCAUAUAAAUAAAAAAAAAAAUUCAUCUAAUUUACUUAUUGUGCUAAAUUUAUGUAUAGAUUGUAAACAUCCAAUAAAAAAAAAAUUAUAAAUUGUAUUACAUUUUUUUAUUAUUUAACACUUUCAACUCCGCCCGUGAUUUUGGCAGUUACACCGCGACGCCGUAUUAUUCAUACCCUGAUGCGUUUACACGUUAAUGGCAUUAGAAGCAUAACUCAAUUAAUUCAUAAAAUUGAAUAACAUUUUAAUAUUACUUUUUUACUAAUUUCUUUACAGUAAUUACAUCGUUUUCGUUGAACUUUUGACGUUUUUUCGCUUUUUGAUGAGAGUUGUAAAGUAUGUAAAAUGGAACCGCAGUUGGUAAUUUAGUUGUAAUUUCACAUAGUUUUUCUCAAAGUUCAUCAGUUUUAUAAUUUUUUUUCAACAAUGAACGUAUGACAUUCAGCCGAAAAUUAUAGAAAGGUAUUUUACUUCAUUUUUACAAUGCCUAAAGUAAGAAUUGAAAAGUAGCUGUUGUAAAAUAUGAUUACCAAUUUUUUUGUACCUUCGAAGAAUUUUUCGUGUACACAGAUAGUAGGACAUCAUUUGGUUCAUGACAAUCUACACCUGAAUUAUACGUAGUUGAAAACGUAAAUAAUAGUCGGUGCAUAAAAAUUAUGUGACAUAUAACUGAAAUAAAAUAACUUACCGUCAAAAUAAUUAUGAAUUGGUCUAGUUGUUCUAAAUAGAAGAUAAAACAAUAUAUACAGGGAACCGUUAUAGUUCCACGGAUAACGCGAAAUGAAACAAAUUAAAUUAAACUAGUAGCAAAGUAGAUAUAUUGCAUGAUAUAGUAUGUUACUAAUGUUACAAUAGUUGUUUUAAAUUUGUAAAUUAUUAAUUAUCAGUAGAAAUAUGUGUAAUAUAUUUAAUAUGCACUCUGUAUACGUUCACAUACAUUAUUUUGGGAAGGCCGUCAGAUUCAACGAUUAUCCGUGUCUAAAAAUAACGAAAACUCAAACCAAUUUUAGAUUUAAAUUUAGAGUUUAUUAUCCAUAACCUGUGUACAUUUCAGAGAUUAUUAAAAUAAAAUCGAUGAAAUUAUGGCGGAUACAAACGUUACACGUUACUGACGCAUAAACGCGUCUCUUGCCCAAUAAUCUCUGUUGACGUAUAUGCGCGUAUACGUAUAUAGCGCGUGUCAGCGGCGUUGAAAUUGUUAAUAUCAAUAAUAUAAUAAAAAAAUAUAAAUUAAAUAGGUUUUAAUUGUUUUUAUUAGGCUAUAUAUUUAAAAACCAAAACAUGUUCUUUUAUUUGAUGAAUUAAAAAUAAUUUGAUAUAACUUUUGGUAAAAACAUUUUUUUUAAAUUUAUACAUAAUAAAUAAUUUUUUCAAAAAUAUGGUGUUAAUAUUAUUAGUAUUUAAUUUAUAUUAAAGUAAUUUAUUUUAACUUAGGUUGAUCCAUUUAAAGUGAAAACUGGUGGAUUAAUAAAUAUGAAUGCUUUAAAAACUGGACAAGUGACCCAAGUAGACGAUGCUUAUGAUACUGGGAUAGGAACUCAAUUUUCUGCUGAAACUAACAAACGAGAUGAAGAUGAAGAAAUGUAAAAUAAUAAUAAUACUAAUGUUAUUAAAAUAUUUUAUCCAUUUAAUUAAUAAAUUUGUUUAGGAUGAAAUAUAUUGAUGAACAAGUGGCAUUGCGAACUGGACGGACAUUAGACAAAGACAAUGAUAAUAUUAGUCCUAAUAAAUCAAAUUAUUGCCCCCCAGAAUUAGCAGCCUUGCAAGCAGUUCCAUCACAUUUACGAAAUUCAACUACACACAGAUCUGAAGAAAUGUUGUCUAAUCAAAUGUUAAGUGGUAUCCCUGAGGUUGAUUUGGGAAUUGAGUACGUUUAAUUUAUCAAAUAAUUUUAAAAUAGGUUAAUUUCUAAUAUUUUUAAUUCUUAUGGUUUGAUAUCUUUAGUAGCGUAACCAGGAUUUUUUGAAGGAGGGUGUCACAUGUCUACAUUAAAAAAAAAAAACAAGUCUUUUAACACAUUUAUAUUACUUAACACAGAUGUAAGGGGGUGUCCAGACACCCAAAACACCUGGUUGCGCAACUGGAUAUCUUUGGUCAUAAUGAAAAAAAAAAAAUACAUAUAUUUUGCAAUUUAUUUUCAAUUUUUUUUUUUUUAUUCUAUAAGUUUUUAAAUAUUUAUUUAGUAUACAGGGUGAUAUACGUUAAGUUAAAAUGGUUAAAUGGUUAGAUACACUUAUUAUCUUGUUAAUUUUUACCUUUAUUUUUUGAUGUUUAAAAUCAAAAAUAGUUAUAGGUUUCACCUCCAAUAAAUGAGUGUAACAAAAAAUAUUGGUAGUAUAACAUUUUAAAGCUGCUUGAAUGUUAAAUUUUCAAAAAAACAAAUUCCAAAAAUAGCUUAUAUUUCCCAAAUAAUGAGUGUUUUACGUUAAUUACACUGGAUUUGAUCAAGUUAAUAUUGAAUAAUUAGUUAAAACAAUGUAUAUAUUAUUAUAUUUAAAAUAAUUGAAUCUUUAUUUAAAUAUAUUCAAACAAUUUUGUUUUGCAUAUACUAGUGCAAAAAUUAAAAAUAUUGAAGCUACAGAAGAAGCUAAAAUGAAAUUAAUACGUGAUAAGCGCAACAAAAAGGAUGGUCCAUCACAAUUUGUUCCAACGAAUAUGGCAGUCAAUUUUGUUCAACAUAAUAGAUGUAAGUAACUAUAAAAUAUUUAAAAACAAUAUUUUUAAUUUAAUUUUGAAUACAACUAUCUUUUUAAAAUUCCAGUUAAUAUAGAAGUUGUCGGUCCAGAUGGGAAAAGGAAUUAUAAACAACAACCUGCUACUAAACAAGCUCCUCCAAAUGAAAAAACUGUUGAUAAAAGAAAAAAGAAAGAUAAUGCUACUGAUGAUUUUCAUUAUGAAAGAUUUAAAAAACAAUUUCGUAGAUAUUAAUUUUACAGUAAAUAACUUGAAAAUUAUAUUCUGGCUAUCUGGCUACUGUAUAAAUAUGUUUGUAUAUAAUAUAUUAAAAAUUAAGUAUAUAUUUAAAAUUUUUUAAAGAAAUUCAAAUUUAAAAUUUAAUGCUGAGAAAUCAUGUAGUCUCAAUAAUCUUAAGAUUCAAGCAUUGGAAUUUGUAUUUGAGGUUUAUAAAAAAAUGGUUCUAAAUAUAGUUAAAGUAUUGAUUUUUGUUUGACUUUCCUAUCACUAAUUUCUCAGAAUAUCAAAAUUAAAAAGAGCUGAUACUGAGGAUGGAAGCGGUCACUGUUAUAGAUGAGAAGUUGGGAAGGUAGGAUACAUAAGGUUAUUUCAUUUAAAUCUGUAAGCAACGAUAAACUAUUGCUUGAUGAAAGACGAUUCCGAACGCAGUUCAAUAAUACAUAAUGUGAAGUGCUGUAAUUUUUUUUGCGAUUUUCAUUUAAAUUUAAUUUAAAAACACGAAAUUGAAAAUCAACGACCUAAUGUAGUUUUAACUUAUU
Molecule: messenger RNA, 5176 nt
Organism: Cinara cedri
Lineage: Eukaryota; Metazoa; Arthropoda; Insecta; Hemiptera; Aphididae
Source: the annotation of a GenBank genome assembly